AGAGAACACAAUUUAUCAAUAUGAAGAAACCAUGUGAUAUGUUUUGACUUGUUUAGAACAAGGCCAUUACAUCAGCUAUGAAAUUAUUAGCCCCUUGGAUGUAAAGUCUCUUUCUGAAGGGCCAGAUAUCUUCUGAAGGGCCAGAUAAGUUGGUAUGAGUUCUCUAAUCCCAAAUACUCCUUGAUAAACACCAUGAAGACAAUAGCAUGUGACAUCUCAUUGGCCUUUGCCUCCCACUCCCACUAGACCCCAUUAUUCAAUUCAGCACAGAAUUUCCACAUAGACUUGUAUAUCUAUCUAUAUAUACUCAUCUUGGCAUUCUAAAGCAAUAUAAGCCACUCACAAAAUAAGAAAUCAAAUAUUACACACAAGCUUCUAUCCUUGUUGUAUUGUUUUUGCUGUGUUGCAACUCAAAAGUCAUAACAAUGGGUUUCCGCUUACCUGGUAUUAGAAGGUUAUCAUUUUCUGCAACCGAAGCAGCUUCCGAGGCUGUUGGAGUCCCUAAAGGCUAUCUUGCAGUCUAUGUUGGAGAGAAGAUGAAGCGGUUCGUGAUCCCGAUUUCAUACUUGAAUCAACCUUCAUUUCAAGAAUUACUAAGCCAAGCUGAAGACAAAUAUGGAUAUGAUCAUCCAAUGGGUGGUCUCACAAUUCCUUGCAAGGAAGAUGCUUUCUUAGACCUCACUUCUCGCUUGAAUUGAAUGUUAGAUCAUACUGAAGGAUACUUACAUAGAUUAGCUGAGACUAAUUGUACAGCAGGCACUUUCAAUUUUCUUUACAUCAUUCUUUUGUAAGUGGAAAAAUCCAUUGAACUGAGAUAUUUAUGAACAGAUAUAUUAAACUUUCUUGUCUAA
Messenger RNA from Lotus japonicus, 851 nucleotides. Its product is annotated as auxin-induced protein X10A-like. Gene Ontology annotation, biological process: response to auxin. Bases 426 to 698 code for a protein of 90 amino acids. The transcript has a single exon. The record is from RefSeq and is a predicted model, not a curated record. Lineage: Eukaryota; Viridiplantae; Streptophyta; Magnoliopsida; Fabales; Fabaceae.